UGACGCUACGUGGCUAGCUGUUAGCUCUCCUUCCUCCUGUCUGUCUGCGUUUGAUUGUCUGUCUGUGUGUAAGUAACGUGUUAAUAACGGUGUGUUGUGUUCUUUUUGCGUCUUUUAUAAGAAAAUUAAACAGUCAUGCUGCUUCGUAAAGUGAGCCAGUCCUCCGCACUGUGCGGCUCCAUUCUCAGGGGUCCUCCUGUGAUAUCUGGGGCUCAGCGUCAUGUCGGGGCUGUGGUUGCUGUGCACAACACUCGUCUCUACGCCACACAAGCUGCACAGGCGGUGCUUGAGAAGCCUGCAGCUGUCAGCAGUGACACUGCCGCUAAAGUGGAAAAGAAGACAGUUGCUGUUGAAUCCAAAUCAUUUGCUGUCAACAUUUUCAAGGGACAGAUCCAGACUGCCCAAGUGUUUCCUUACCCCUCAGUCAUGAAUGAAGAGCAGGAGCAGUUUCUUCGAGAGCUUGUGGGGCCUGUCAGCAAGUUUUUCGAGGAGGUGAAUGACCCUGCCAAGAACGAUGCUCUGGAGAAGGUCGAAGAUCACACCAUGGAGGGCCUGAAGGAGCAGGGUGCCUUUGGCCUGCAGGUGCCAGCUGACCUGGGCGGCCUCGGCCUCUCAAACACACAGUACGCCCGGCUGGUCGAGAUCGUUGGCGCUCACGACCUGGGUGUUGGCAUCACUCUGGGAGCCCACCAGUCUAUUGGCUUCAAGGGAAUUCUGCUUUUUGGGAAUCCAGCCCAGAAGGAGAAGUACCUGCCUAAGCUUGCCACAGGCGAGCAUAUAGCUGCCUUCUGCCUAACUGAACCAGCCAGUGGCUCUGAUGCCGCUUCCAUCAAGACCACAGCUGUCCAGUCCCCCUGCGGACAGUACUUCACCCUCAAUGGAGGCAAAAUCUGGAUCAGCAAUGGAGGUCUGGCUGAGAUCUUCACAGUCUUUGCCAAGACCCCCAUGAAGGAUCCCAAGACUGGAGAGAUGAAGGACAAGAUCUCAGCCUUCAUCGUGGAGAGGAGCUUUGGAGGAGUGACACACGGCCCUCCAGAGAAGAAAAUGGGCAUCAAGGCUUCCAACACAGCCGAGGUCUACUUCGAUAAUGUUCGCGUGCCAGCUGACUGCGUGCUGGGAGAGGUAGGCGGCGGUUUCAAGGUGGCCAUGAACAUCCUGAAUAACGGGCGCUUUGGCAUGGCGGCCGCCCUCUCAGGCACCAUGAAGGCAGUCAUCACCAAAGCUGUGGAUCAUGCAGCCAACAGAACCCAGUUCGGGAACAAGAUCCACACCUAUGGAGCCAUCCAGGAGAAGAUGGCUCGCAUGACUAUGCUGCAGUAUGUCACUGAGUCAAUGGCCUACAUGCUCAGUGGCAACAUGGACAGUGGAGCAACUGAAUUCCAGAUAGAAGCCGCCAUCAGCAAGAUCUUUGCCUCUGAAGCAGCAUGGACGGUGACGGACGAGUGUAUUCAAGUUAUGGGCGGCAUGGGUUUCAUGAAGGACUCUGGAGUGGAGAGAGUGCUGAGGGAUCUGAGAAUUUUCCGAAUCUUUGAGGGCACCAACGACAUCCUGAGGCUCUUUGUUGCCCUCAAUGGCUUUCAGAAUGCUGGUAACCAGUUGAAGAGCUUGCAGAAGGCCCUGAAGAACCCCAUUGGCAACGCUGGAUUGCUCGCAGGAGAAAUGACCAAGAGAGCUAAAAGGAAGGCAGGUUUGGGCACAGGCCUGACGCUGCAGGGAACUGUACAUCCUGAGCUGGCACAGAGCGGUGAACUGACGAUUAAAGCCAUUGAACAGUUUGGAGCGGUCGUUGAGGAGCUGCUGAUCAAACACGGCAAGAAGAUCAUUGAGGAACAGUUUGUCCAGAAGAGAGUUGCAGACUGUGCCAUUGACCUCUACGCCAUGGUGGUCGUCCUGUCCAGGGCUUCACGCUCUCUGAGUCAGGGCUCUGCCUCAGCUCAGCAUGAGAAGAUGCUGUGUGAGACUUGGUGUGUGGAGGUAAGAUCCAUGUCAAAGCCAGGAUUAGGAUUACUAUAAUUAAGAUUCAAUAUUGUGUAGGACAUGUUAUUAAAAACAC
Morone saxatilis (striped sea-bass) is the source of this 2053-nucleotide messenger RNA. RefSeq names its product acyl-CoA dehydrogenase very long chain (gene acadvl). Lineage: Eukaryota; Metazoa; Chordata; Actinopteri; Moronidae. The record is from RefSeq and is a predicted model, not a curated record. Gene Ontology annotation, molecular function: fatty-acyl-CoA binding; flavin adenine dinucleotide binding; very-long-chain fatty acyl-CoA dehydrogenase activity. The transcript is spliced from 19 exons. The coding region runs from base 136 to 2013 and encodes 625 amino acids.